Lates calcarifer (barramundi perch) is the source of this 3924-nucleotide messenger RNA. It is a transcript of the gene pde9ac, whose product is annotated as phosphodiesterase 9ac. The record is from RefSeq and is a predicted model, not a curated record. Gene Ontology annotation, molecular function: 3',5'-cyclic-GMP phosphodiesterase activity. Gene Ontology annotation, biological process: cGMP catabolic process. NCBI's taxonomy places the organism in Eukaryota, Metazoa, Chordata, Actinopteri, Centropomidae. The transcript is spliced from 19 exons. Bases 275 to 1834 code for a protein of 519 amino acids.
CCCUUCCUCACCUGCUCUAUCAUCCACAGCCUCUCUCUCUUCCCCACUGCUUUCCCUUUGCCUAUGUGUGUUUGUGUCUGAGCGUGUCUGCAUGUGAGUCAGCUGCAUCCUCUGCACCUGGGACAUUACCUCCAGUCUCCACAGGGGAAGCUGCAUCGCUGACACUAGUUGUUUACCUCAGGAAAAGAUCCUGUUCGUCGGCUCUUCAGAUUUGUCAGUCAGGGUUCCAAGCCAGAAUCUCUGCGGGUGUGUAAGAGAGGAGAGGGAGGUCAACAUGGGCUCCAGCUCCUCCUCCUAUGCUCCCAAAACAAUUUACCUGGAUGUGGAUGGGAAGGUGCAAAAGGUGGUGUUCAGUCGGCACUGCAGUCCAUGUGACAUCAAGGAGCUUCUGUGUUCCUCAUCUAACAUCCCCAGGAACACUGCCAUCAUGAUGGUGGACCCAGAAGGUGCCUUGGUCUCCAUAGAUCCCACCAUGCCCACCAACUCUCCAAACUCUUUGUACAAAGUUGUCCCUCUGUCUACUGGUCAACUUGGAGAGAAGGAAGACAUGUUCCAGAACGUGUUGUCCCAGGUGGCUGAGCAGUUCAGCAGAGCCUUUCGCAUCAAUGAGCUGAAGACCGAGGUCACCAACAGGCUAGCCAUGCUGGAGAAGAGAGUGGAAUUGGAGGGCUUGAAAGUGGUGGAGAUUGAGAAGUGUAAAAAUGAUUUAAAGAAGCUACGAGAUGAGAUGACUUCAAGAGGUGGUGGCAGAGUAAACUGUCCAUGCAAAUACAACUUCUCAGACGAUGGAAAGAAGGUCACUCCUAGACGAGAUGUCCCCAAUUACCCAAAGUACACACUGUCUCAGGAGACUGUUGAGGCACUGAAGAAGCCAACAUUUGAUGUGUGGCACUGGGAACACAAUGAGAUGCUGAGCUGUCUGGAGUACAUGUACCAUGACUUGGGGCUAGUGAAAGAAUUCAACAUGAACCCUAUCACACUCAAACGCUGGCUGUUGGCAAUUCAGGAGAACUACCGUAACAACCCUUUCCACAACUUUCGUCACUGCUUCUGCGUUAGCCAGAUGAUGUAUGGCAUGAUUCACCUCUGCAACCUACAGGAGAAGCUGACUCUCACAGAUAUGGGCAUUUUAAUGACAGCUGCAGUGUGUCAUGACCUGGACCACCCUGGCUACAACAACACGUACCAAAUCAAUGCCCGUACGGAGCUGGCAGUGCGCUACAAUGACAUAUCUCCGCUGGAAAACCAUCACUGUGCUGUGGCCUUCCAGAUCCUUUCUCUUCCUGAGUGCAACAUCUUUGCAAAUGUGGAUCCUGAGGCAUUCAAACAGAUCCGACAGGCAAUCAUCACACUCAUUCUAGCCACUGACAUGGCCAGACAUGGGGAGAUACUGGACUCCUUUAAGCAAAAAGUGGACAACUUUGACUUCACCAAUGAAGAGCAUGUGACAUGCCUGAAGAUGGUUUUGAUCAAGUGCUGUGAUAUUUCCAACGAAGUGAGGCCGACUGAGGUAGCUGAGCCGUGGGUGGACUGUCUAUUGGAGGAGUACUUCAUGCAGAGUGACAGGGAGAAGUCUGAGGGCCUCCCAGUGGCUCCCUUUAUGGACAGAGACAAAGUCACCAAACCCACCGCUCAAAUUGGAUUCAUCAAGUUUGUCCUCAUUCCAAUGUUUGAAACUGUCAUGAAGCUUUUCCCUCAGAUUGAGGAGAUCAUGGUUCAACCUUUGAGAGACUCUCGUGACCACUAUGAGGAGCUGAAACAGAUUGAUGAUGCCAUGACAGAGGGGUCUUCUUUUGUGAUCAAAUUCAGGAAAGACUUUAAAAAACACGACUGAGGCCUCAGUGAAGACGUCCUACGCUGUGUUCUGAAGAUGAAAGAUGGAGCAGGAGGGAGAGAAAAGAGAGACAGACUGCUUGGCUACAUACUGAACUAAAUUUAGGCAUCAAGGUGGCAUAUCUUGAACUUUGACUUAGACUUUUGCACUGGAUGUAACGGAGAGGGACCUGCUUACCUCUCUGCAUAUUUAUGGUGUUUAUGUUGUUCUCUGUACUCUUUUUUUAAUUUCAUAGCACCUCAAGAGUUUGAAGGCCCAGUUUCUCACAAAAUGAAUAUAUAACCUCAUCAUGAAAUUGAUUACAGUGCAUUUUAAAAACGUAAUGGCAGCAGAAUUGGCUUCAUAUACCAAUGCAUAAACAAGAAAUUUUGAUUUCUUUUUUCAAAAUUUUCCAGUAGAAAAAUAAAAUGCACUAAAGUGGGAUGGUUUCACCUCACCAUAGCAAUAAAUUGUAGACCAACAUGGUGCACCGAGAGUUUUCCAAAGAGUAAUGCAGCUUCGCACCUUCACUUUUUUUGUCCACACACCAUAAGGGGUUCAUUAAGCUAUCACAAUUUUCAACACUUUUUAAUAAAAUAAAACUAUGUGGGGGUCUGAAUUGUUCAAGGUGUUACACAGUUUGUCCUGUAAAAAAAAAAGAAAAAAAAAGAAAAACUUUAAUAUCUCACAAUACAUGUAAAACUGUGCUUUGAAUGUCUGUUCCUCUGUCACACUCUGUGAGUUAUUUCAUAUAAAGGCUAGACAAUGCACAUUUCAGAGUGUCUUCUAUUUUAAAUGGGGCAUCUGUUCAUCCACAGUGAGUCAAGUCACUUUAUGUAGUAAAAACAUAUUUGAAAACAAAUUGACCAAAUUUUGUUAGAAAAAAGUCCAGAAAUACACUUACGUAAUUUAAAUGAAUCAUAACACCCAUACAAUGAUCACACAGUAGAGUUUUAACACAAUAGAGUGAAGCAGGUUCUCUAGGGUUGGAGAUGGACUUCAGUAAUCAGCAUGAACGCAUCUCCAUGUGACUUGUUACAUGUUAUUCCUUCCUGACCGGAAAUAGUAAUUUGACAAAACAAUCCCAUCCCAGUUUUUUCUGGUACUUCCAACUGUAUUACACAGCCUCCAUCAGGAGCUCGGUUUAAAAUGAAAUAUCAAUAUCAUGUCAACCUCAUGUCAACCUGAAACGUUAUAUCUGAAAACCUUAUUUCUGUUUUACACAACAGUCAAACAAUUUCUCCUUUUUGACAGCACAGACCGAUACUUUAUUUAACCCAAGGUGUAAGACUGCAUUAAUUGUUGUGCAGACAUUACAGUUGUGCAUGGCUUUUUAGCUCAUCGUCCUGAUUGAAAUACAUUUUAUUACCACAUUUUGUCCUUGAGGGCUAGAAUACAGUCAACAUGUGUUGAAAUAUGACUAGUUAUCCAGUCAUGCACCACCCAAAGGUGCCACUUAUCUCAGCCCACACCACGCCCCUCUCUAUCUGUCUACAUCUUCCCUUUAAGCCAUAUCAGAUCUGGGUGGUUUCCCUCCAUCUACUUACUCCACAGUGCUUUUAUUACUGUGUUUUUUGGCAACAUGUUGCCAAUUACUCCAGAGCAGUUAUUGCUUCACCUGCUGGCCUCAUCUCACACUCAUCAAAUACCACCUACAUAGCUCUGAAAAAAACAUAAUACAUAAUACAGAGUAAUGCAUAGUAUGAAUCACCAAAGACAUAAUUCAUACUGUAUCCGUUUGUUUAGGUUGGUCGCACAUUCAAAAAUCAAGCAGGAGAACGACUGAAGUUCAGUUUUCACUCCUCUAGUCUGUAGCUUCAUUUAAUAAAUCUCACUGUUUAUUCACAUGCUUCUUUUGGAUUAACCUGAUCUUUUGAGUGCAUACCACUGCAAUCCCACUUGUAAGCUCAUGGUCUCAAAGCAAUAAAAAAAGGAAGGAAACAGCAGACCACAUGUUAUUGUCACAGCUGAGAUGAGAGAAAGUGAGUAAACAUAUACAAGUGUGUGUUGUUUGAAUGAACAUAAAUACCCGUCACCUUCUCCAAAUAGCGUGACAGAGUGUAUUGACAGUAACCUGCAGGAAUGCUCUGAUUAAACAACAAGCUGUCUUA